Crotalus tigris (Tiger rattlesnake) is the source of this 612-nucleotide messenger RNA. Its product is annotated as leucine zipper protein 2-like. The transcript is spliced from 4 exons. NCBI's taxonomy places the organism in Eukaryota, Metazoa, Chordata, Lepidosauria, Squamata, Viperidae. The record is from RefSeq and is a predicted model, not a curated record. The annotation marks the transcript as partial.
GGCAUGAGACUUGCAGCAGCAGCAGCAGCAGCAGCAGUAACAGCAGCAGCUCCGUUGCCUGUGACAUCAUUCGUGAAGCUCAAACCCCACUCUACGCUGCCUUCAUUAGUCAGUGUGUUGGUCUGCCUGCUUUUUCAGAUCUACGACUGUCACACGCGGGACCUGGUUCUUUGCAGAGGGAGGACUUCAGAAAUCGGAGAGCUGGUGAGAAAGAGAGAGGAAUCGAGAGAGGAAGAGUGCUGAGCAGUUCCAGAGGACGAAACAGCCACGCUUUGUAAUAUGAAAUUCAUCUUGCCUCAGUAUUUGCUCUUCCUUUUUCCUGUUCUGGUUCUCAGCACCAGACAGGGCUAUGAAGAGCUGGAAAGACAACUUAAAGAAGUCUUUAAGGAAAGAAGCAAUAUACUUCGCCAGCUGUCAAAGACAUCCAAGGAGCUUGAGGGAAUUAAAAUAAACCUUCAGUCUUUGAAAAAUGAUGAGGAAUCAGCAAAAAGUGAUGUACAGAAACUCUUGGAAUUAGGCCAGAAACAAAGGGAAGAAAUGAAAUCACUCCAGGAUACCUUUCAAAAACAGCUUAAUGAGGCAACUGAGAAGGCAGAAAAACAGCAGGCCACA